Molecule: messenger RNA, 2895 nt
Organism: Macrosteles quadrilineatus (aster leafhopper)
Lineage: Eukaryota; Metazoa; Arthropoda; Insecta; Hemiptera; Cicadellidae
Exons: 1
Coding region: 1-2895 (964 amino acids)
Source: RefSeq, a predicted model, not a curated record
AUGGAAGCCUUGUUAAAAAGAAGGAAGGCAAUUAGAACAACAUUUAGUAGAUCAGUAUCAAAGUUCAAUGAAGUUUGUCAAGAAGAAUUAGAUGAAGCUAAUGCUCUUUAUGACGUAUUAGAACAAAGAUACGAUGAUUUGGAAGAAAUAGAUAAAGAAGUAUUGAAUCUAAUGCUUGUAGAACGACCUGAUGAAGAAAUUGAAGCUGAACUAGCAAAACAGGAUGAAUACAAGAAGGCUUUUGGAUUAAUUAAAUACAAGUUGCGAGUAAGUAACAGACUAGAGGAUGAGGCUCGUUCUCUCAGCAAUUCUGUAAGUAACAACAGUAUUUUAGUACCUAAGCAGAACACAGUAAGACUUCCAAAAGUUGAAUUGAUCAAAUUUGGUGGAGAUCCGAAGGACUGGCUACAUUUCUGGAGUCUUUUUCAAACAAUAGAUAGGGAACCGACCCUAAAUGCUGCAGAAAAGUUCCAAUACUUGUUACAAAGUAUGAUUCCUAGGUCUAGAGCAUAUGAAGUACUAAAGAGUUUUCCACCAACAGCAGAUAAUUAUCCUAAGGCUCUAGAGGACCUUAAAGGUAGAUUUGGGCGGGACGGACUUCUAGUACAAGUAUAUGUUAGGGAGCUGCUAGCUUUGGUACUGAAAAACACAGAACAUAGUUUGUCUCUGAUGCAGUUUUACGACAAAUUAGAAUGUCAACUACAAACCUUGGAAAGCUUAGAGGUAACAACAGAUAAAUGUGCUUGUGUUUUGUUGCCUUUAGUAGAGUCCUGCUUACCAGAUGAUCUUCUUAGAGCUUGGCAGAGAUGCAGUUUGUCUUCAGAUGGAGAAAAUAAAGAAUCAUCAGAAACAGAAGAGCAGACAUUGCGGCAGUUCAUCAAAUCAGAAGUUGAAGGUGAAGAAAGAAUUGUUUUGGCUAAGACUGGUUACGGUACGAGUAAGAGGGUAAGCCCUAGAAGUAAUAUUGAUAAAACAUCAAACAAUAUGCCUUCAGCAUCUUGCUUGACUAACAAGUCAAAAGAGUUAAAUUGUAUAUUCUGUUCAGAAGCUCACAAAAGUGCAGAUUGCCUGCAGGCCAAGAAAAUGGAUUUUAGUAAAAAGAGACAAAUUGUUUUGGAUAAAAAAGCUUGUUUUACAUGUCUAUUUCAGGGACAUACAUCUAAAUUCUGUAGAAGGCCUUUAAAAUGUAGUAUUUGUUACCGCAAACACCCUACUUUGAUGUGCAAUAAGGAUCAAGGAUUGCAAGAGCAAUCAAAAAAGUGCACCGGUAAUGAGGUCAAAGAUCUAUCUAACUUAGGACAACAAACAAAAUCACAGAUUUAUCUACAGACAUUGAGGGUCAAUCUGAUCCAUGAAGGUUUGAUUCGUCCUGUUAGAGCCUUAAUUGAUACAGGUUCGAUGAGAUCUUAUAUUCUUGAGUCCACAGCAUCCGAAAUUGGUAUGUAUCCCGAGGGACAAGAGAGUUUAACCCAUUCACUUUUUGGAGGUGUUAAGACGGAUGUUGUUUCACAUAACACGUUUAAAAUCAUUCUUGCCAAUAGGAAUAAUGACUAUAAGUGUAGGUUCAAGGUUUUGGAUCAACCUCUUAUAAGUGAAAACAUCCCUAGUAUUAGGAGAGGUCCAGAACUUAAGGAAAUAGAAGCUGCUAACAUUGUUCUUUCGGAUGUAGCUGAAUCAGAUGCAAAAAUUGAAGUAUUAAUUGGUGCAGAUGUUGCUGGUAAGUUGUUCACAGGUAACAAAGUUCAGCUGAAUAGUGGACUUGUAGCAAUGGAAACCUUUCUAGGCUGGACAUUAAUGGGUCGCUUAUCUAGUGUUGUGGAAACUGAUAACAGUAAGACAGAAUGCAAUACAUCAUGUGUUAGUAUGUUUUCUUUUAGUGAUCCUUCUGAGGAUAUUUCGAUGUUCAGGAAAUUAGAGACCCUUGGUAUUACUGAUCCCGUUGAACAAGAGUCAAAAGAAGAGCUGCACGAGAUGACACCAGAACAUUUUAAGAAUACGGUGAAGAGUGAUAACAAAGAAGUUCGUCAUGAAGUGUGUUUGGUUGAGGAUUGUAACAUACAUCCUAAUAACUUGGAACUUUCAAAGAAACGGCUUCAAUCAACGAUUGACAAAACUAAAAAUGGUGGUUACUUCAGUAAGUAUCAACAAGUGUUUAGAAGUUGGCAGACUGAAGGAAUCAUUGAAUCAGUUCCCAGUGACGAGGUAGAUCACAUCAAGCACUUCAUACCACAUAGAGCAGUUAUCGAGGACAGUGCGACUUCACCAGUGAGACCCGUAUUUGGUGCUUCAGCACCUGUUAAAGGGUGGGAGUCCAACAAUCAACAUGCUCCGAAGAGAGUUUUGAAGAAAACUAGUUUGAACAGCGAAGAAAUGUCAACUACAUUAUGCGAAUGUGAAAGUGUUAUCAAUGCCCGACCGCUCACUUACAUGUCAGAUGAUCUGAAUGAAUUGAGUCUCAUUACUCCAUCAAUUUUUUUGAAAGAUAUAAGCGAUGUGAGACAACCCGACUUAGACGCUAUUGAGGAGAUCAAUUUACCGAAGAAAGCUGUAUACAGAAAGAAAAUAAGAGAAGGACUGAAGUCAAGAUUCAGAAUCGAGUAUCUUGGUCAAUUAUCACACCAUAAUAAUGUCAAAAGUUACCGAGAACCUGAAGUGGGGGAAAUAGUACUCAUAGGUAAUGACUUUGACAAGCGGAUAAACUGGGUGAUUGCCAGAAUCAUAGAAGUAAUGAAAGGAAGAGAUGGAAUUGUGCGCACAGUAAGAUUGAAGACACCAACCAAUGAAUUGAUUCACCCAGUACAACGUUUAUACCCAUUGGAAAUAAACUCUAACGAAGAGAGAAAAGUAGUUACAAGAAGAAGUACACGAUCCAAAGUACAAGUUAAUCAACCAUAA